CAGAGCCAGCACACGCCCCAGCAGCUUGGUCAUGGGAAGGUUUGACCUCCACGAUGCCUGCAUGGCCGGCGACGUGGAAAAGGUGAAGAGCAUCCUCGAGGCGACUCCGGACAAGGUCAAUGCCCGAGGCCCGAAGAACCGCUCGCCGCUGCACUGCGCCGCCAAGGGCGACAGCCCCGAGGUGGCCUCCUUGCUUAUCUCGAUGGGCGCGGACACGGAGGCGAGGACGGCAUACAAGAUGACCCCGCUGCACGUAGCCGCCUUUUACGGCAGCGCGGCCGUGAUCCGGUACCUGCUGGACGAGGUGAAGGAUCUCGACAUCAACGCGCUGGACUUUGGAUCAUGGACCUCGCUGCACUACGCUUGCAACUACAACCGGGGCGAAUGCGCCGACCUCCUGAUCGACAGUGGCGCCAGCUUGACCAAGAAGAGCGCCGAGCUGCAGCUGGUUGCUCUUCACCUAGCCGCCCGCUCGGGAAACCUUGCCACGGUGGAAAAACUCAUAAAGAACGGCUGCAACGCGAGCCAACGCAACCUGUUCUACACCACGCCGCUGCACCUGGCCUGUCAAAACGACCAUGUGGACGUGGUGCGCUUCCUACUCAAGUCGGGGGCUUCCCCCGACGCGCCCGACGAGGCCGGAAUAACGCCUGCCCAGCUCACCAAACGCGACGACAUAUCUCAGACGCUGGAGGAGGCUGUGAAGGCCGCUGUAGAGAGACGACGUUCGCCGCCCCCGCCGCCCGCAGCCUGAAGUAGCCAAAAUGUCAGCAUGUUUUCUCGCCCGCGGCUGCCUACACAGAUUGUCGAAGAGUUGGUUGAAAGCAGCACUAGGUUUACUGUUUUUUGUUUCAUUCUUCGAGAGGGAGAGCGCGUUAUUGAUGGCUGGUCUCUCUCUCGAUGUGUUUCUGUGCGGAAGCCUGGUAUGGCGGCUGCAGUCCCAGCAGACAACAUACUACGUGGUGUUCCCAGUUUGAUCCAAGCUGACAAAAGAGCUUUGGGUUGCGGAAGAGAACGUGGCACGUUCUCUCCGGGAAGUAUUGGUCUCGUCCGGUACGGCCUGCCCUGCAAUGCAGCAGCUCGAGUCCGGAUAAUGGUUAGAUACUGGACUCGGCAGUGGCUGCGAGUGAACGUUACUUGUUGCUCAGGCUCGCAGGGAGAAGAAUAGGUUGAGGGACUGCUUCGCCCGAGGUCUUGGUGGGUGCGAUUGAUGUUUUGCGCAUGGUAGGGUUUCGUGAUCCAGGCAACCUAGUACGAGACAUACGGCUGCGUGUUUUUGCUUGUGGGAAUAUCAAUAUCUAGGUGAAUGGGUGGAUCGUGCUGUUUCCGUCCGAAUUGUGUGUUACCUUCAAACGUCUUUAAUGCAUUUUUUGUGUUGUUCAUGAGCGAAAAUUUUGGUCGUCC
Molecule: messenger RNA, 1404 nt
Organism: Ectocarpus siliculosus
Lineage: Eukaryota; Phaeophyceae; Ectocarpales; Ectocarpaceae
Source: the annotation of a GenBank genome assembly